CUCAUCGGUAGCUUGGAGGCUAGGUUGGCAGUAGGUUGUUUUCCUGAUAGCCGCCCGGGGUCCUCAUUCGUCGCCGCUGAACUCCGACACUGCAAAAUCUGUCAUUAACGUUACAGCGGCACACAAGACGGACUAUAGGUUACAGAUGGACCAGCAGGACCAGUCCUAUAUGUUUGCCAGUCUGACACGGCCUCACUCAGAGCAGCUGCUGCAAGGCCUCCAGCUCUUGCGGCAGGAUCACGAACUAUGUGACAUUGUCCUGCGCGUGGGUGAUGCCAAGAUCCAUGCCCACAAAGUAGUGUUGGCCAGCAUCAGUCCUUACUUCAAGGCCAUGUUCACGGGUAACCUGUCAGAAAAGGAAACCUCUGAGGUGGAAUUCCAGUGCAUCGAUGAGACCGCCUUGCAGGCCAUCGUUGAGUAUGCCUACACUGGCACAGUGUUUAUCUCCCAGGAAACAGUGGAAUCUCUGCUACCGGCUGCCAACUUGCUCCAGGUUAAGCUAGUACUUAAGGAGUGCUGCUCCUUCUUAGAGAGCCAGCUGGAUGCCGGGAACUGUAUAGGCAUCUCCCGCUUUGCAGAGACAUAUGGCUGUCAUGAUCUGUGCCUAGCUGCAACUAAGUUCAUCUGUGAGAACUUUGAAGAGGUUUGUCAGACAGAGGAGUUUUUUGAACUGACAAGGGCCGAGUUGGACGAAAUUGUGUCCAAUGACUGCCUUAAGGUGGUCACAGAGGAGACUGUGUUUUACGCCCUGGAAUCGUGGAUCAAAUACGAUGUAACUGAGAGACAGCAGCAUCUGGCUCAGCUGCUGCACUGUGUUCGCCUUCCACUCCUCAGCGUCAAAUUCCUCACUCGCCUAUAUGAAGCCAACCACCUUAUACGGGAUGACCAUGCGUGCAAGCACCUGCUCAACGAGGCCCUCAAAUAUCAUUUUAUGCCUGAGCACCGACUCUCCUAUCAGACUGUGUUGUCGGCACGGCCCAGGUGUGCUCCGAAGGUGCUGCUUGCAGUUGGAGGCAAGGCUGGACUGUUUGCCACAUUAGAAAGCAUGGAAAUGUAUUUUCCUCAGACAGACUCGUGGAUAGGACUGGCCCCUCUCAGUGUGCCACGAUACGAGUUUGGUGUAGCAGUGCUGGACCACAAGGUGUACGUGGUGGGGGGCAUCGCCACGCACAUGAGACAGGGCAUUAGCUAUCGGAGACACGAGAGCACAGUGGAGAGCUGGGACCCAGAAAGCAACACCUGGUCCUCGGUGGAGCGCAUGGCAGAGUGCCGCAGCACUCUCGGGGUGGUGGUCCUGGCUGGAGAGCUGUACGCCCUGGGAGGCUACGACGGCCAGUAUUACCUCCAGUCAGUGGAGAAAUAUGUCCCUAAGUUGAAGGAGUGGCAGCCAGUGGCACCCAUGACAAAAUCCCGCAGCUGCUUUGCCACAGCUGUGCUGGAUGGCAUGGUGUAUGCUAUUGGAGGCUACGGCCCAGCCCACAUGAACAGCGUGGAGCGGUACGACCCCAGCAAGGAUGCCUGGGAAAUGGUAGCCCCCAUGGCAGAUAAGAGGAUCAACUUCGGAGUAGGCGUCAUGCUCGGCUUCAUAUUCGUGGUGGGUGGACACAAUGGAGUGUCGCACCUGUCCAGCAUUGAGAGGUAUGAUCCACACCAGAACCAGUGGACAGCCUGUCGACCAAUGAACGAACCACGCACGGGCGUGGGCUCUGCCAUCGUGGACAACUACCUCUAUGUGGUGGGAGGUCACUCCGGGUCAUCCUACCUGAACACUGUCCAGCGCUAUGACCCCAUCUCAGACAGCUGGUUGGACUCGAGCGGCAUGAUGUAUUGCCGCUGUAACUUUGGUCUGACAGCCCUUUGACCCAUGGCCCAGCCAGCUAGGACCCAAUAAGAGAACUUAGACACAAAGACUUUUCUUUUUUGUUGUCUCCUCCUUCUUCCCCACAUUCAUCCUCCAGGUGUAGAGGAGCGCUGCACACCGACGGGAACACCAGAGGAGAGAGAGAGGGGGGGAGAGCCUGCUGGGUGGAUGGAUGUGCCGGGCUAGCUCACUGGCUAGAGAGGGAACCACAGACAUGGCUGCAGAGACGAAGAGCUAUGAAGUUGUGCGGAUAAGAAAGGAAGGUGAUCGGACGGCUGCUGUCACGGGCACAAGGAGACGACCGCUCUACUGCUGCUGGACCACAAUGAGGACUCUGAGCCAUUUCCCAGAGGAUUGUGGGAGAAAUCUUGUCACUUUUUGUUUCAAAAUUCUCUGUCACGUUAGCAGACAUUGUAUUUUUGUUCUCCUACAUGCCAUUAAUUGUGUUUAACACUUAAAUCUUUUUUUUAUUUCCCUGCUGCAACCGGAAACCAUGUGUUCGAAAUUUUGUAGAACACCGCAGUUUGCUUGUGUAUUUGUAUGAAUAUGUGGUUGUUGGCCAUGUAGUGUGUAUGUCCAUGUGUGUAUGCUCGAGGGGUACGUGCAUGUCAGAUAGGAUUGUUUUGUUACGUGUUUGCGUGCGGAACUGAUGCUCGGGCUCAGCGACACAGGAGUUCUGCAUCAAAAUCAGUGCUUCACAAAACAGAGAAAAGUUGGAAUCUUUAUAUUUUCUCAAAAAGGGCUGCCUUUUUCUCUCUUGUAAAUGGUCUAAAUGAAAUAUAUAGAUAUGAAUAUAUCCUCUAGUGCAUUGCCUGUAAAUGUUUUUCUGCACUGGGUCACUAGUGUGUGCGCGAAUGUGUGUGUAGUUCGAUUCCAAGGGUCAACGUAGAGGUGAAUGACGAAUUCUCCUGAGAGUGUUUGCCACCAGUUUCUGCUUCAUCCUCGGAGCCAUUUAAAAAUCCCCAUGUUCUAGCUUCUGUUACAUCUUCCUAAGGUCAGGUCAUGCACUUGCUACUCUUCACAAUAGUUGAAAUCGACCUUGGCCCUCUUUCCACCCUUUGGUCUGUACACAAUACCAACUGGUGCUAUAUUUAGGAUUCAGGAUUCAGCUGUUUGUCUGUGUUGCCUCACACAAUUAGGUCAGCCUCUGUUCAGCCUUUGCUACAUUACUGCGUUAGAUGUUUAGUCAUUUGAUUUAUGUGCAUUUAAAUGCGUAAAAUCCAAAUGGCCCCCAACCAUGCAAUAAAAUCAAGUCUUACUGAAAGGGAAGCCUGUGGUUGGUCAACCACAAACUUCUGUCCUCAUGAUUCCCCAAAACUCCUAAAAUUGGCACUAUAUUUGGUUUGACUUUUGCUUUUUUAUCAUUUAAAAUAUGUCCUUAUUAAUGUUUCCUUCACAUUGGCCCUGUUGCAGGAUAUGAGCAUGCUUUGCCAUUGACUCUAUGCCUGCUGCCAGUACAAUGUCACUCUCUUAGCUAUGAACAAGACUCUUUUCUGCUGAUCUGACACCUGGUCUUUGCGCGCGCCAACCCAUCACCAAACGUGAACCUCAUGUGGCCAAGGUCUUGCUUGCAAGCUCAGGUUUGAGGUCAUUUGUUCUCAACUUCAUGUAAAGUGCCAAAACAUGACAAGAUUUUUUUUUCUUCUUUUUUUUCCUCACCGCCCUAGCGUUAAAAAUCAUACACCCCCCGCGUGCCACAACUGAAACCCUCUCCUCUCGUCCUUACUGCUAAUGUAUUAGCAUUACUUCUUCCAUACUUUCAUAUAUGGAGAUGGACGAUAGAGCACUAAGGGCUGUGCUAGCCAACCCGGGCCAAGUUGUCACUGUCACCAGUCCUGUGUCCUGGGAGAGAAACCAGACUAGCAGACUCUGAGUGCUCUCUCACGGUGUGUUUGACCCCCCCAGGCUGGCUGAGGGCACAGCCUCGGGGCACGACUGACGGGGACAGGUCAAGCAACGCACAGCAAUAGAGGGGGCACUAGACUAGGAAAAGGCUAGGGUGCGAUGUGUCUUUGUUGAGCCACUGUUCAUGUUUGAGUCGAGUUUGAGUUGCUGUGUGCACUGAUGUUUGCACAUAAUGUGGAAACUUUAACCAAGCUCUGCAUUGCACUUACCAAACUAUUUGAUACAUAUUGUAAUUUGUACAUAUGUUUUAAUUUAGGCUAAUGGCAUUUAGAUAAUGCAAUAAGACUUCUGUUCCCUGUGUGGAUGAAUACGUUUUGUGUUUGUCUCUUUUUAAAAAGCCAAGGCAUUUCAUAUUGCUGUAACAGACCCCCCCCCCCCAGCAUGUCUGUUGAUUCACACUGUUGGCUGGUAACAUGGACGUCUAACAAAACAUCAAAUGGUACCACUGACUUUGCCUCAUCCUACCAGACAUCUUGUGUUUGUUGCGCAUGCUGGUUCAUUUCUACAAGGCUUAUGUUUAUCGAGGCAGAUUCUAAUUGAUAGCUCACAAUUUUAUUAAUUAAUGGCUAAACUGAGGUAUAUACCUUUUAAAAAAAAUCCACCACAUACAUAGUCUUGUAAACACUAGACAGGACGUGUGCUCUUCCACUUUGCUCUUGUACUCUAAAACUAAUGUGAUAGAUGAGAACUUUAAUGACAUUUGCCUUGCAUAUACUGGUCAGGGUGUCACUGGUGAGACUUUUAGUUUGUUGCAGAUUGUUGGCAUCACCAUAUUUCCUUUCAAUUUCUGCUUUAUUUUGAAAGUGUAAACAACCCAAUCUGUAUUCCUGCAAAUAUGUCAUUUUAUUUUAGAAAGAUGUGAAUGUUUUUUUUUUUUUUGGUAUUUAUAAUUUGUACUGUUUAUGUUCUGUAACCUGAUUUGUUUUCUGUCUAUUGUAAUAGAUGUUGUCAGUCACUUUACCACAGCCACAGCACAAAUCACGCUGGCGUAAUUCUGUGCUGCUGCCAUGAUUCAUCUAGCAUCAAUGUGUUAUGUGUAAUGUCAUGAUUUCUGAGGUGUAUACUAACUACUACUUUACUGAAUUUUGGAGAGAGGCUGACGAAAAAAAUCUGCAAACGUGAAUCUGCAAAAGGAAAGGGAUGUUGAAAUUGAGUUUGUACGCAUUUUUUUUAAUUAUGGCCUAACCAAUGUCAUGUUUUUGCCACCACUCUCACCAAAGUGCUUGUUCAACAAAGAGAGCAGAUGGACGACUAACACCUGGUCUGCAACAGCCUGCCACUCUAAUGUUUGUGUCUGAGAGAAAAAAAUCCUUUGAAACUGAUGUCAAUGUUAGCCAAAUGACCACUCUGCUUCUUUUUACAUUUCCCAUCGUGUGUCUGGAGUUAAGGUGACGAUCUUGAAUUUUAUAUCCUGUGGAUUAAUACUGGAAGUUACAAGAUAACCUUAGGUGUAGAAACAGUAGCUUUUCACAUUUUAUCAUGUUUUGAUUGAAGACAUUUUACAUACAUUUUAGUCAGUUUGUGUGGUGCAGUUGUACCCAGUUUAAAAUAAAUGCCUGCCUUAAAAGGUAA
This is a messenger RNA of Lates calcarifer (barramundi perch), 5338 nucleotides long. RefSeq names its product kelch-like protein 28. The transcript has 6 exons. Gene Ontology annotation, molecular function: protein binding. The record is from RefSeq and is a predicted model, not a curated record. NCBI's taxonomy places the organism in Eukaryota, Metazoa, Chordata, Actinopteri, Centropomidae. The coding region runs from base 146 to 1861 and encodes 571 amino acids.